CGUCCCUCUCCUAAUGGCACAGUUCUCCGUGCUGCGUUACACCUCCUCCGGCCAUAUUUUCCUAGAAUGAUUAUGCCGAACUUUCUCCGUGUUUUUCUCUCCACGGGGCAUUAUUCCGGGUCCUGAAGUUUCCUGCCGUGUCAUCAUUUUUGGAGUUAAAGCGACCAGAGCCUUCAUAUCUGGAUUCCUUAAAAAAAAAAAAAAAAAAACAUACUGUAGAUAGGCCAGGAAGUGCUGCGUUUUCUCUGCCCGGAGGUGCAGCUGCUUUACUGAAUCAGCGAGGAAGAAGGAAAAGACGAAGGAGACUGGCAAAGCAAAUGAGGACGCGAUGGAAAUGUAAAAAGGGCAUAUCGUGAUCCCCUGUCAACAAAAUGAUGUUUCCUCCUCUCUCUCUGAGUCAGGACGAGUUUCAUCCGUUCAUUGAAGCGCUGCUACCCCAAGUCCGUGCCUUCGCCUACACAUGGUUCAACCUCCAAGCCAGGAAAAGGAAGUACUUUAAGAAACAUGAGAAAAGGAUGACUAAAGAAGAAGAGAGAGCGGUCAAAGAUGAACUGCUGGGAGAGAAGGCAGAGGUGAAACAGAAGUGGGCUAGUCGUCUCUUGGCCAAGCUAAGAAAGGACAUAAGACCAGAAUUCAGGGAAGACUUUGUCCUGUCAAUCACCGGGAAGAAAGCUGCGUGCUGUGUCCUGUCGAACCCUGACCAAAAAGGCAAAAUGAGACGCAUAGACUGUCUGCGACAAGCUGACAAGGUGUGGAGGUUGGACCUGGUGAUGGUGAUUCUGUUCAAAGGAAUCCCGUUAGAAAGCACAGAUGGAGAGCGGCUGAUGAAGGGAGGCCAGUGCUCCAAUCCAAUACUCUGCGUUCAGCCUCGACACAUCUCUGUCUCCGUUAAGGAGCUGGACCUCUACCUUGCUUACUAUGUACAAGAGAGAGAGGCCGAGCAGAGCAUCAGUAGUCCCAGUCGAACAGGACUGGGCUCUGAUCAGGAGGACAGUCGAACGGCCACCAUGGAUGGUCCAGAGUUCCAGGACAGUUUUGUGACAUCAGGAGUUUUCAGUGUCACUGAGCUGGUCCAGGUCUCAAGAACUCCUGUAGUCACCGGAGUGGGACCCAGUUUCUCCAUGGGGGAGCUCCAGGGUCAUCUGGCAUACGACCUUAACCAGUCUGUCAACCAGCCAUUAAGCCUCAGACGAUCAUUGGCCAGCACCUCAUCCAGCGGGAGUAAGCGUCACAAGUCUGGCUCUAUGGAGGAAGAGGCCGACAGUCCAGGAGGGGAGUAUUACCACUCACCGUCCUCUCCUGCCAGCAGCUCCAGGAACUGGACUGAUGACAUGGAAGGAGGUCUGUCUCCACCUGUAAAGAAAACAGAGAUGGACAGUCCCUCACCUCAAGAAGACUCACCCAGGAUGGGCUCUUUCACUCAGCACCACCGGCCGGUCAUAGCUGUUCACAGUGGUCUGUCUCGGAGUCCCCACCCCUCCUCAUCUCUUCAUUUCCCGUCCUCCUCCUACUUCCCCCAUGGAGCAAUCCGCUAUCCCCCUCACCUGGCCCAGGAUCCCCUCAAAGACCUGGUCUCAUUGGCCUGCGACCCAGCCAAUCAAACCUCCAGCUCACUGAACGGCAGCAACCAGGUGAAAGUGUCCAGUCACUACAUCUCCUCUCAGAUGUUGGCGCCCCCUGGAACAGCAUCCUCCCUGGCUCCGCCUCCAUCCUCCCUCCCUCGGCCGACGCUGCCUGCAGAGUCAAAGGCCUCUACCACCUCCUCUGAUGGGGGGGCACAUUCCCCCACAUCACCAAUCCUGGUAUCUGGGGAACUGAGUGACCUCUGGAGGAAAGGUGAUCACCAUGACAUUUCAGUGCUGGAGGAAAGGAAACAAUACUGUCAAGACAUGGCCAGAGGGAAAAUAUAUUCAGCUUUAUAGAAGCCUGACACGUGGCCAUACACACAUCUAAAUAUACAGAGUCAUAUGUUUAUGUGUGUGUAUGCACUAAGAAGAUGAGCCAGCCUGGAUGGAUGCUGCUUCCUCUCAGCCAUAUCCCAGAAUGAACUACGCCAUGUGACGCUGAAUGGCUCUCAAGAAUGGCGAGUGACGUGAGCUGGAAUUUUGAAGCGAUGCAGAUUUCUGUUUUGUUCAGAUGAACUGCAGAACCAGAAGUCUACAGAUCUUAAGAAGCCUGGACCCUGACCCCAGGAUGAGGCCUGUUAUUCCUGCACCCUGGGUCUCUUUACUACAUCUAGACCUCCUUCCUGGGACAGGUGUAGACCUCACCCCCCCUCAACACCCAGAAUGCCCCUCUCCGCUGCAGGUGCUGCUUAUAAUAUAUGCAAAUAAGCCUCCCUUUCUUCCGGACUGACUAGAGAGAGAUAUCCUCCUAUUAUUAUCUUGUUUUUCUUUGCACCUUUUGAUACGUUGUUGAAAAGAAUUGAGGGUUAGAGCAACAUAUUAUUUUUGGUCUUCUCUUUAAUGACAGGGGCUUCUUCUUUUUAGUGACAAUCAUCCAUCAUCAUUUCGCUCUGCUCGUCUUCUUAGGGCUGUUUCCUUUUUAUGAGAAUACUGUGUAGAAUAUAAGAGCUAUACUCAUGUCUCCUCCUGGGACAAUGCUUCACUUCAGUGAGAACAGGUCCAGUGGUAUCAGGAAGGCAGAGGAGACUGACUUCUCCCUUCAGAUACCAUUCAGUUUGUAACGCAGAGACAUAGAAACACUCAGUUGAUCUGAGAGAAGGCAAAGACACAUGGAAACCUGCAGCCAGCAGCACCGAGGAGCUGUUGAGCUGUGUGUGUGUGUGUGUGUGUGUGUGUGUGUGUGUGUGUGUGUGUGUGUGUGUGUGUGUGUGUGUGUGUGUGUGUGUGUGUGUGUGUGUGUGUGUGUGUGUGUGUGUGUGUGUGUGUGUGUGUGUGUGAGAAUGUAUAUCAUCCCUGCUUUAUUUGGAGGAGACGUUGUGAGGAGAUUGUUUGUUGUUGAAGGUUUUGACUUUAUAUCAGGGAUGUAGAAAGAGAGAUGUUGCACUUGAUGCUUAAAGUGAGAAAGUGAUGCAGCUUGUCAGCUGGCAGGCUGUGUUGUUCUUUUUCUUGAAGUUGUUGAUUUCUGAUAGUAGGUGAUGUGAAUACUGAUUUGACGGUGUUCUGUAAGGUUCUGCACCGUGUAGCUCAACCCCCCCUCUAGAGUCUGUAGAGGAACGGGGGGGGGGGGAUCAGGCAGCUGGGGACAGAUACAGGAAACAGAAGGAUAUCCACAGUGCUGACCUAAAGGGUUGUUGAUGGUUCACCGCUGACAACAAGCAAGAAGUCGAGCAUUUAAAGAUAUUUUUGUAAGGCCCAACAAACACAAUGUCGUGUAUAAAAAGUGAUUUUUGGAGCCAAAGAAAAGAAAAAGAAAAGAAAAAAAUAUUUUUUAAAUCCUACAUGUUGCAUUUUCACUUUGAUUUGAAGCUUAACAUGAGACAAGUUAAAUGGUAAAUGGACUUUUCUUCUGACUACUCAAAGUAGCAGCAGGAGCAACUUGGGGUUAAGUGUCUUGUUUCUAUCAGAUGUGUAGCUGCAGGAGCUGGGGAUUGAACCAUUGACCCUUUGGUUAAGAGGUGACCCACUCUACCUCCUGAGCCACAGCCACCCCCAAGUUAAGCAUUUGAUCCAGUCCAAAUCUGAAUUUUCAUCUGCAGAGAUGGCAACAUGUCAAAAGCCAUAUGAUCACAUUCUGGGAGUUAGUAGAUCUCAAAGUGAAACUCAAUGAAUGUGAAGAUGUCAGGAUGAUUAAAACUUCCACAUUAAUGUGAAGUUCAAAUCAAACUCCAAAUGCAACAGUAGUAAAAGCCUUUGCUUCUUGGCCUUUCAAUGUUUGUGAAACAUCUCUUCAAACAUGAAACGACUGGGUGUGCAUUUCUUCAUCCUCAAUGUUCUGAAGCGUUUGCAUAUUUCUGUGUUGAGGUGAGAUGAGAAAGCACAUUUGGCAUUAUUGAACUGGUUUAAGUCUGCAGAACUGCUUCGUUGAUUUGUUCCCCGUGCAAACAGAAGGGUGAAAGUCAAAGGUGUUUUUUUUUCUUCAUCAUGGGAGUCAUUUCUCCUCUCUGCCUGGAAGAAUAAAGUAUAGUAGGAGCCAAUAUCAAUGAAUCAGAUUAAAGCCAUGCUCUCUAAUAUGCAAAGCCAGUAACCAGGAAUGAAGCAGCGUGGCAUGGCCAAUGAAAAUGCUGAAUUCUUACAUUAGUUUAACUCUUCCCUGUUUUAAAUCAGACAUCUCUCAGAUUUCCUUCUGAAGAUGCAGCAGGCUGCAGAAAAAGAUCACAGUUUGUCUUUACCCUUCAUGUUCAUAGAGUCUCAUGAGAGGACUCAGUGAGGUCUGAAAUGGGCUACCCAAACACCCAGUACAAUGUACCAGCUUACCAGCUCAGCCAUGUGCGUGGAGAACGGAUGAGUGAUUUUUACUACCACAGCUAAGAUCGGGAAUUCAGAAGGAAAUCCAAUUCAGUCUGAAUUUUUCUAUCAGUGUUUUCUCGGUCGUCUUUUUGUGUUUUACAUUUGAAAGUGAAACAGCUAUGGAAUAUUUCUUGUGUGGAUUAUUUUAAACUUGCAUCAUGUGCUUUUACGUCCUUUAGCAUUAGCACCUGUGUUCCUCUUUACGCUGUGUGCUGUACAGAUGCUUCUUGGUGUCAGUCUUCUACUCUUUGUUUCCAGGCUUUUAGGGGAUACAGCUGUCAUUGCCUACUGUGGGUUCAGAUUUUGUACUGAAGGUGCUGAAUUGAGCUGGGUUUGCUGAGGUGUAAAGCUUUGUUAAAGUUAGCUUAAAGCUGAUGUAUACUGCAUGGUGCUGCCCUGGUCGCUGUGCUGACCUAAUGAAUGCAUGGCUAAAAACUGACGAUACCUCUUCCUCUCUUUCCUGCUCUUCCUCCUCCUCCCCUUCCUCCCUCUGUACUCUGUACUCCAUCAGAGGGUAGUAGAUGGAAGGGUUGUCUAUUUCUUUACAUUUUAAUAAUAGCCCUGUUGAUAAACUUCUAUUUUGCACGAUAUUUCAUGAAACACAUUAUGUGCCUUGCCUUUAGUUAAAGAACAAUUAUACAGUAUAGAACAGUCAUCAUGUUUUCAUGGUACAGCUGAAAGCUUCAAACCAGAUAAAACUAAUCAAAAAAAGCUGCAUGUGUGAUUGCUUGGCAUUAACCAGAGUAGGUACAUAGUUAAGUGAGUGAGCUGCCAGCUGGGAAACUGGCUUUAGUGUCAGUCCACUGACUGAAGGCAGAACACGAGAAACACUCUGACAGUUUGCUGAAUAUAACGCUUUCACUUAUUUACUUUUCCUCUGGCCUUUAUCCCCAUCUGAAACAUUCAAGCAGUCGCUGAGGCGCUUUGUGUGUCAUCCAGACUUAAGAGUAAGAGUAUGUAAGAGUGAGGUUAUUCAUAACCUCCUGCUGUGGAGAUGAUCUGACACUUUAACACUCAUUGGGAUCAUUUCAAUAAAAAUAAUAUAGAAAACAUGUUCAGACGUGGAGAUAGAUGUAGUGCUCAAACUAUGAACUGUACACAUGAAUACCGUGUGUUGUUGUUUUAUUCUGCACAGAAAAGAGAAGCACUUCCCUCAUCGUUGGCUUGUUUCUUGAUGUUUGGAUGUUAAACGGCAUCAUUCAGUAUAAUGAGGUGUUUGCACUCAGAGAUCUUCAGUGGCUCUUCUUCAUGAGCUGAAGGGUUUGCUUUGAGGUGUGUGGAUAACAGUGUUAAUAACCCUGAUGUUUGUCUCCGGACUUCCAUGUAUUGUAAAUGAUACUGUAACUUAGCGUUUGGUUAAAGUUUGGUUAAAGUUUGGUUAUUUUGUAUCCAAAAGUCCUAAAUGUUCAGAAUAAAACCCCAAAACAUCCUCAGAGUGUCCGCUCGGCUCGCUCUACGUCCUGCUUUCAGAACAAGUGUUAAACACAUGCAAAGUCAUUUCAGAGUAUUUACAGAGGCGCUGCUUAUCAACAGGCAAGGCAGCUGCCCGGGGCCCCACCCAAUAGGGGCCCCAGGCCAACAGGGGCCCCAGGCCAAUAGGGCCCCCCCUGUGGGCUGACAAACUUUACAGCAAAGGUUUAAAAUGUGCAAAAUGUUGCAUUGACAGUAGGAGACCUCCCUAAAGGGGGCCCCAUCUUACAGCACUCCCUCUCCUUGCUCUGCAAAGUGUUGCAUGCUUUGUUUCUGUGAAAACCAAAGUUUGUCAAUGAAAGGAAACUGAAGAGGAGUUAUCAGUCUGGGAGAGAAAGCAGAGGAGUAGGCAUGUGGACACUGGCAGAUAUGAUGGUGAGAGGGGCCCCUGGGGUCCUAAUGGAGUCUAGAACAGCCACUGAGUAUUUACAGCAGGAAAGUUCAUUUCAAUCAAUCGAUCUUUAUUUCUAUAGCACCAAUUCACAACAAAUGUGAUCUGAUGACUCUUUGUUAGAUUACAGAGCCGACAUGAAUCCACCAUGAGCACAGCACUUUAGCACAUUUGUUUUAUUGGUAAUAUUUGAUCGAGCAUUAGCCAUGUCAUAGAAUCAUGUAGGUGUGUGAGGUUCAGCAGCUCUUUGAUUGGCUGUUAAAACACCGUCCAUUUGCUCGUAUGAUGACCAUGACCACAUGACCAAUCAUAUGACAUCACAAGAGGCCAUAUUUAGAGUUCAUUUGAUAUGCAUGCUUUAAUCUUAUUGUUUUGUAUUAUGUUCUUGAGUAAUUAUCUGGUUGCUUUUAGUACACUUUAAAGAAACAUGUACAAGAUGGACUUCUAAAGUCAGAAUGUGUUUGUGUGUUUGUUUUAAGAAGAUGGACAAGCGUCAGAGAAAUGUAGCCCAUUAAAUGGGAAUAAUACCAGUGUGCUUGUUUAAAGUUCAGCAAUGUGAGGGAAAUGGUAGUGGGAGAGAGAAACACAAUCCUGAAGGUGAAGAUAAGUAACCUACCAGGGCUGGAAAUGAACACCCGUCACUGCAGUAAAUCACCUGCAUUCAGCGGGUGAUGAGUGAAUUUGUUCAAUUUACCAGUCAAAGUAACGUAACAGAGAGAUUUAAAACGCAUGCUUUUAAAACAACAAAUUGAUAAUGGUGCCUCUCAGUCGAGCUUCAUUUGCAGCUCAAUAAGCUAAUUUAACAUUUGAGGACAUGACUCUUCCAAAUAAUCAACAAAAAUAAACAAAGAUCAUGUCACUGUUUUCUGAUUGAAACAUUUCCCUUCAUUAAACAGCCCAUUACUUGAUUUGAUAUUAUGAGUCAUUGCAUUAUGCUGCAUGUUGAAAUGUGGCAGGUAGGCGUAAAGGUAAAUUUCCAAACCUGGUACGUACCUUCAGGCAUUACAGUCCUCUAAAUUUGACAUUCUAAUAACAGACAGCUUAUAUAGAGGAGCAGUUAUUUACACAUCUAUGUGAUAUCUUACCGUCCCAAAAGUGUUAGCUACAGUUCAAAACACCUGAAGGCUCAGACUGGAUAUGAAACGACCAAAACAGAGAGAGAGAGAGAGGGUCCUCUGGCAGUACCAAGGUGCUCCACCAGUUCAAAACAAAGCAACACAUCAAUCUCUUAUUUUGGUACCAUUCCCAACUUUAGACGUACUGAACUGAAGCGGACCGCUUGGUGUAAACAGGGCUGGUGUGUGUUGAUGGAGUGGAUCCAGAGUACUGCUCUGACCUUGUGACCAGCAUUACUGUACACAUUGUCCUUUCUAUUGCUUCAUAUUGACGAGCAGAAGAGAAAACAUCUUUUAAAUUCUUAAUCUUGACCUGUACUAAUGACACUUGCACUAUUUAAAUGAAGAUGGUUUAAUGGAUGUGUUUUCCCAAUUUGGGUGGAUGGCUCUGAGCUCUACAGAAAGGUCUGAGUCUCUGAUAAAUAUAUAAUGCAGUGGGAAUUCUCUUCAUCUGUAUUACUCCCUACUCUUUCUUCAUCAUUAAGAAAACCAAGUAGCUCUCUGACACGUCAAUCAUCCAGCCGAUUGGAGGAAUGUGCUCUGAAUGAUUGACAGCUGCCCUGCCUCUGCUGAAGCUUGUGCAGUGUUCAACAAAGUGAAGCAGAUUGAGCGCUGGCUGCCCAGGUCUCCAUUUCAAACAUCAUACAGUUUCCCAUGGCGUCCCAGUUACCAUUCAAAGCACAGAAGUCUUCUAACACGUUGUCUGGAAGUACCACCUUUAAGAGAAGUCAGAAUGAGAUCAAGUUGCUAAUUUUAAGAUUUACUAUCACACUGAUCUACAGUAUUCAAGCGUUCAAAUAAACCAGCAGGUCAACAACACGGAGACUUAAAGAAACAACCAAAAAUGACUUCAACAAGCAUUGCCUAUGAGUUCACUGCUCCUUUCUAUAGAGUUCUUUUGCACGCUGGGCUUUACAAACACAACUUGGUGGUGCUUGUGACUCCCCUCAGCCCGGGACCGGUGCUCAGUAUUGUUCACAUCACCAGCACAUGGUCGAGAUGAGCUGGGAAGGUGAACAUGACAAGCCAUAAAAAAAAAAAAAACAACCCAAAGAGUAAAAGAAAAUCUAGAGGAACACGGUGAACCUUUGUGUUUGUUGAGGGGAGAAAGUGAGGUGAGAUUAUAUUCAGGGAUUACAGCUGUGUUUUUCCUACUUUAGAGGUUGAAGGGAGAAAGACAGGACGACAUGUUUUUCAUUCUAUCCAGAGAAUGAUACCUCUUUACUACAUGUCCACCAUAUUGUGAAAUUUUACCACAAAGCAGUAACAGCAGUCCUGAUCACAUCCUUACAGAUCAACAUCAGCUGUUCCUUUCAGCCCACUGACCUCAUAGGUUUCUGUCAGAGCAGACGUUAGGGUCUGACCAGGUGGGAUGGAUCAAAUCCUUUUAUUUUGUAUAUUUUAUGGUUCAAUGUUUCUACCACACAUCUAUUUGGAGAGUGCACUUUAACAUAACAACACUGAUUCAGAGUUCAUUUGAAGCUUCCUAACAUGAUCAAAGGUUGAAAUAAAUUUCAAACCUUUCUCACUUUUGUGGAAAUAUGCAGCGAAAUACUUGUCCACGUCUGUAAAUGUUAAUGUUUGGAUUUAAAAUGUGCUCUCUUUUCAGAUGAUGUUAUUUAUUGGGUUGGUUUUGGUGUAAAGUUUCCAUCUAGAUUUUCCUUUUCUCUGUGGUACGACUGGAGAGCUGCAGUCGGUCAGGUCAUAACUUGAGCUGAACACUAAGGGGUAUACAGGCGAGUUUACCCCAGAAGGUUUUUUAAGAGGGCUCUUUUCUAAAAAACUUUUCAUGUUCUUCAACUCUCUUCUGUUGCCUGACUGUUGUGACUCCAAUAGGGUUUUUUUGUGCGCCGUAACUUGGAUUCUGUUUUCUUUUAUGGCCCUGUAACUCACCGCAGUUUGAAAUCUUUUCUUAGCGACCUACGUCUGAUUUUGUAGUUCUUUCCUGUGACGGUGACGCCAUAUUGAUUCCAGUCUGUCUCUGUGGGUACUUAUUAGUGCUGAGGACAAUUUGAACGAGAGAGAGGUGUCUCUCAGACAACAUUUGAAUGCAGUCUCAUGUUUUGAAGAUUUUUUGCCAUAACCUUUCAGAUAUUAUUGUUAAGGAUUGCUUUGCUUGCUUCUGAAUAUAUAUCCCUUACAUCAGAGAGAGCUUAGGCAUGAGCAGCUGUCGACAGUUAUUGCAUGACUACGAUCCACACAGACCUCAGCCCUUUUCACUCUCAGUGUUCAUCAGCACAUUACAUCGAUCUUUUAGGAAUGGGAUUACAACCCUGAAUCAGUUCAUUAAUUUCUAACUGAAACAUCAUACCUUUGUCAUUUUCUACAGAAAGCCUUUUAGAAACAUCUGUUUAAAGGUAUAGGACACAACAUACUGCACAACCUGUUAUCCAUAUAUCAGGGAGCUAGAAUCAAGUUGUGCUUCAUGUAUAUGAUGCUCCAGAUGAUCUUUGGCCUGAGGUGUUCACUGUGCAAAGGGCUGGAGCUCUGGGCUGGAUGUAGUUUGUAGCAGCUUAGCAAAGAGCUUGAUGUACUUUUUUCUUUUGGAUGUUUUUCAGCUGAAACAGAUCUCAAUAAUCAGCCUUUCUUUGCAUGAUGUUAACUAUUUCUCAAGUGUUGCACUUAGACAGGGACAGAGAUCAUGUCAACAUGUUGCAUAGUUUGGUCUAUACGCUGACGUCAUGGGUUGAGCUGUUGGAUUCUGAAGUGGACUUCCUGUUCCUGUUUGAAUGUCUCAUCGUUUGAGAUGUCUGAAUGAGUGUUUCUGCCUUAAUGUUGUUCAUCUGCUGUGGGGGAUAUUAACAUCUUUGAUAAUAUGUCGUUUUAACCAUAUUUAGCCAUUACUAUCAGCAGCUGCUGGUACAUUCAUUACUGGAAAUGAGUAUGUUUCCCUAUGCAAAAAUAUACCAUUAAUAAACAAGCUAUACCACAACUCCA
Labrus bergylta (ballan wrasse) is the source of this 10325-nucleotide messenger RNA. RefSeq names its product nuclear factor I/C (gene nfic). Gene Ontology annotation, cellular component: nucleus. Lineage: Eukaryota; Metazoa; Chordata; Actinopteri; Labriformes; Labridae. The record is from RefSeq and is a predicted model, not a curated record. Gene Ontology annotation, molecular function: DNA-binding transcription factor activity, RNA polymerase II-specific; RNA polymerase II cis-regulatory region sequence-specific DNA binding. Gene Ontology annotation, biological process: regulation of transcription by RNA polymerase II.